GUAAACAAAGAUUUAGAGUAAGAAAUUGUAUAUCCUUAGUGAUCGUUGCUUGAUUUCUGAGACCUGUCGAUCGACCCUCGUUCGUGGAGUUGUCGGCGUUGGCAGCACGUGUGCGCGGCCGGCGGAAAUGGGACAAACAACUCAACGCAGGAGUCAAGCCGAGCGACAGCCGAGCUGAGCAUAACAGUCGCUGCAACGAUGGCGAUGGCGAUGGCGAUGGCACCGGCUCCAAUCCAUGCGAGACGCGAGGGGCGGGAGUUGCCCAAGAGUGUUGGAUGGGGGGCUGAAGAGGGAGGGGGCGUUGGCAACGCUAUGUUGUUGUUCGAUUCGAUUGGAUUCGGUUUGUUUUGUUUGCCUGCUGCCUGGCUGCCUGCUCUGCUCUGCUCUGCUCUGUUCUGCUCGCUCGCUUGUUUGUUUGUUGGUAACAUAACGAAGCUGCUCCUCCGCCAACGCCAGCGGCAACGACAACAGCAGCGAUUGCUUCAUUCACAAAUCGCAGUUAGCGCGCGGCAGGCAAGCACUGUGGACGUGGACGUGGAAGUUGCAAGCCACCACCCGACGGAGCCGUAAUCGUGCCCCAUCUGCGUCGCAUUCGCAUUCGCAUUCGCUGAUGGUUGCUCGCUUCAAGUGAAAGUUCGCCAGGAUUUCAAGUGGCAGUCGCGUUUCCCUUGUUUGCCACAAGGCAACGCGGUUCGUGACUGCAGCCGGUUUUGAUUUCGGUAUUUGUGGAUUGGAUUCGUUUUAGUGUUUUUGUCUCGGUUUGUUGACAAAGUUAUUGCUUUGGCUUAAUGACUUCGUAAUUGAUUUGCAUUCGAUUUCGCGUUGUGGUUGCGGCAAUUUAUUGCCAGUUGAAAGCGUCAUUCGAACUCGUAGUCGGCUUUCAGUCAUCGCCGCCAUCGCUAAUCAAACGUCGAACUGCCGACACCAAAUACCAGAUACCAAAUACCAAAUCCAGACUACCAAAUAACAUUUCGAUCACAGCCAUGUCGCUGUCAGUGGCUAGCCGCCGUCGCUGCCAGACAACCACGACGACGUCAAAUCCAUCAACAACCACUCCGUCGUCGUCGUCGUCGUCAUCGUUGUAUCCUGUGCGCAAACAGCACUCGCUGAUUGACCCGCCCAGCCACGCCCACUCGCACGGCGUCGCCAGAUAUUCCGCCCAGCAGCGUGGCUACUUGUCACGCGGCCUCUCCGUCGGCCGCUCCAUCGAGAGUAUUCGCCAGAAGCUGUAUCCCUCCAGCUCCCUGGCAGCUGCUCCUCCAGUCGCCCACUUGGGUCGUCAGUCCUCGCUGGCCGGCGAGGGAAGAUUGGCGCCCACGCACACUGAGCUAAGCUUGCGCCUAAGGGAGUCCAGCCUGGUGGCCUGGUCAUCACAGUCCUCGCUGCUCAAGGCGUCACUUGGAACAGACAACGCACAGGCAGCUCGACUGCAGGCUGAGCAGAAGGAGGCUCAGGCAAAGGCCGAGAGCGCCAAGGCGGAUAAGAAUCGCAUCAAUUUGAACAUUGUGCUCGCCCAGACGAUACGUGCCACCAACGAGCGGGAACACGACCACGAACACGACCAGGAUCACGACCACGACCACGACCACGACCAGGAGCAAGAACAGGAGCAACCAGGACUUCUUCAACCGGCUGUCCUUGCCAGCAGCGAGGGGAGCGUCUCGUCUGCUUUGACAGUUCAACGGCGUCCGCCUUUGGUCCGUGCUAUGUCCGCUCCCGUGCGUCUCGACGAGAGCAGCAAGAGUGUCAUUGGUGGGGCCAACAAGCGCAACCAGCAGAAGCUGCGACGUCGCAAGAUUUUCACGCGUGCCGCUUCCUCGGUGGCUGUGCCACCCGAUGCCAGCCCCUUGCUGAGCUCCGAUGUCGUCUCCAACGUCAACGUCUCCAACAACAACAACAACAAGAAGCAGUUGAGUCGGGCUCGCAGUGUGAUUGCACCGGAUGUGAUUACGCUGGUGUCGCUGCUGAGCUCUGAGGGCAGCGACUCGGAGCGGGAGGAGAGCUCCUCCACCUCGGCGUCCACUUCGACGGGCAACGAGAAAUCCUCGCCGCCAACAGCGCAGCGUAGUCCGCAGCGUCGUGCGCCGCUGCUGCGUAAAACGGGCAAAUCGGUCUCGUUUCAAGACAGCUAUCCGCCCACCUUUCAACUGGCCUCCAAGGAGUACUCGCACAUGAUACGACGCGGUUCCAUAGCUCCGCUCGCCGCCCGAAUUCGCGCCAAUCGUCCUCCAACGGCGCCGCCUGUCUCCAUCUUCCUCAGCGACCCAGCUGGCAAGCCAAUGGAAUCGCGCCAACGUCCGGUGGAUGCGGAUGUAGGCAGUCUGCCUGCGGAUGAGGCCAAGAAGGAGAACAACGCAGCCAAUUGCAAUGUGCAACAACAGCAGCAGAUUACAACUUCCCCCCUGUACGUGUGCAGCAUCAAGGAGCGCGAGUGCUGGAAGCUGCACCAGAAGAUGUCCGCCAAGGGUGUCAGCGUCAGCUAUGAGACCGUCUUGCGUGGCAUGUUGACACCCACGGAGUUCCGGCACUUUCAAAAGCAGCGCGAGCACGAGGAGGCCAAGGCCCAAGAGGCCGCCGAAGCCGAGGCGGAGGCUGCAGCUGCUGCGGAGAAGGAUAACGUCAAGAAGCCGCCGGCCACGGCCAUUGAGCGUCUCUCCGAGUCCUUGCUGCAAGGCAAGUGAGCUGACCAACUUCGACAACAACAUCGACAUCGUCAGUUGUGAGGACCAAGUUAUGCAUUUGCCCCUGGCCCAAGUCAAAAAAUGGAAUCCUUUCAUGUCCGUAGUGCGCACUCGUUAAACUGCAUCGCACCCAGAGCUAAGGCACAACGUCAGAUCGCAUCCUUCGUAAUCGUAGUCGUAGUCGUAGUCGUAGCUGAACUAUCCUAGUGGCUUAAGGACGUUGUGCUGCCAAUCGUAACCGAACCUUAGCUGAGAACUAAAUAAACUGUAGACACAAAGAA
Drosophila nasuta is the source of this 2962-nucleotide messenger RNA. RefSeq lists its product as uncharacterized. NCBI's taxonomy places the organism in Eukaryota, Metazoa, Arthropoda, Insecta, Diptera, Drosophilidae. The record is from RefSeq and is a predicted model, not a curated record.